GUCAUUCAGUUCACCUCGAUUGAUUCAAUACCCCCCCAGCAGUCCUCAUACAUACGCCCGCCAUUCUCCUCCUCUCUUUCGCCCGACUGAUCUCAUAUUCUCGACGUCACAACGAGAACCCGUCCCUAUUUUGUACACUAUACAGGAUCGCCCGCUGCUGUUACAUUAUUGUCCCCGCCGAGUAAUGCAUGAGCUAUAAUACCGCCGCCUCGAACAUGUCCUCCCACGUCCCCUCGCCCACCUCGUCUCCCGCCUCGGCGUCGGGAGCACACGACUCUCUGCCCAACAGCCAAGAGCACCCCUUCCGAAGCUCCCAGGCCAGCAACCCCGACUCAUCGUCUCUCUCCCUCGAAUCCUCCUUCCAAUUGGACACCGGAUACCCUUCGCAAUAUGACGACAGCCAGAAGCACCCCAAGGGAAAGAGGAAGAGGACCACCACACAAGAUAAAGCUAUUCUCGAAGCCGCGUACAAUGCAAACCCCAAGCCCGAUAAGGCGGCGCGUCUGGACUUGGUAAAACGCGUCACACUCAACGAGAAGGAAGUCCAGAUCUGGUUUCAAAAUCGUCGUCAGAACGACCGCCGAAAGUCGCGACCUCUCUCGCCACAGGAGAUCGCACAGCUCAGGUUCGGUGGUGGACUCCACGCCCUGUCCUCGGAUCUCUCGUCAUUCGGUGCCUCAAUGGCUGGUGUGGACGCGGUCGGGCUGACGCGUCCUGAUGAGUCGGAGAGGCGGUCGUCCACACCUGGUAAUGCCAGUUCACAAGAGUGGCCCAAGUCGUCGUCGGGAGAGGACGCCCACGCAGCCGAUGUGCCAAAGCAGGAGAGGAGACAUUCUGAACCGAUGUCGCGUACAUUACCAGUACCUCUUCCGCAGACCAGCGAGGUGCCAGCCCCGUCGCAAUCAUUAUCCCAGAGUGUCGGCUAUCUUUGCAACCGGUGGCAUAUAAACGAUUCGUUUUCUGCUCCUGCUACUGUCGAGCGGCCCAGGGAUGGUCCUCCCAGACUCGAGACCUUCACUGGAGUAACGAACUCAACAGCAAACAGUCCUCCCGCACAGGCUCUUCCACCUCCUUCAAGCUCAAAUUCUCAAUUCCGCAUCUCGCUUUCCCUCGAGGGCAAGGCUGAGAUCGUUUCAUCUUUGCAAUCUCCCCCGAGGCCAGUGCAGUCUUCACUACCGCUCGAUACAACUUUACCUCCUGUCAGGGGUCCUAGGAGUUUUCAACGGAGUAGAAGUUCCCUUCCUGGAAUCACUCUGCCACCAAUUUCGUCUCUUACUGCAAACCUGCCGCCUCAAUUAACAAGAGGCCGGUCGCGGGAUGUCUCAGCCUGGGAAUCCUGCUGCGAUGCCGACACCCGUGACGAGCUCACCAAACUUGCCGAGAACGAAUCUUCCGGCUCAGCAAUCGCAGCCAUUUCUCUCCUUCGUUCCAGCAGUCAGACCAGUCUGACCAACAUGGUUCAUGGUCACUCAACAACUAGCCACCAUAGCAACGUGCUACGGCCCAACAGUAGCAAGCGAAAUGCCGCACCAACCAGCCGACGAGAUGCAACGAACAAGAAGCCUAGGCUGGGCCGGUCCACCAGCAGUGUGGCGCGCUUGCAGACUCUUCCGCCCUCUGCAGCUUUCGACAAACCCGAAAAGGUGGUUGUAGAGUUCGAGCCCGAGAAAAAGAGAGGCAGUCUUUCUGUAAUCAUCUCGCCGUCUGGUGGUGACUCGGAUAAGGAGAACUGGAGCCCGGAUGAGGACGGAAACCCGAUGACCCGACGCCGGCCGUUGCCGAGCAUAGCUGCGGCCGCCGUCCAGGCAGCAGCAGCUAGGGCCAGCACGAACCUGCGCCGUGGUGGGGUUCGCGGUGUUCUCGGGGAGUCCUCCGGGAUUGGCAACGUAACCAAGCGCAUGCUUCUGGGUGGUCGAUCAAACACGGCGCCUGUUCCACGACUGAGGGGCGGCAAGGGUGUCGAGAACUCGUUAUCCAUCUUCGAGGAUGGCGAGAACGUGUACGACGAAAACGAAGGGAACGCAGCGAAGAAACCCAAGAGGAGCGAUGAAGAGGUCGAGCGCUUCAUGCGGGGUGAGGUCAGCCCAAGUAAGAAGGGCGAUGUGGAUUGUGUCGCGGGGUUGUUGGCACUGAGCCAGGGAAAUUGGCGAUGA
Molecule: messenger RNA, 2153 nt
Organism: Truncatella angustata
Lineage: Eukaryota; Fungi; Ascomycota; Sordariomycetes; Amphisphaeriales; Sporocadaceae
Exons: 4
Coding region: 189-2153 (654 amino acids)
Biological process (GO): regulation of DNA-templated transcription
Cellular component (GO): nucleus
Molecular function (GO): DNA-binding transcription factor activity, RNA polymerase II-specific; transcription cis-regulatory region binding
Source: RefSeq, a predicted model, not a curated record